CGGUGUCGAGUCCCAGGUAGCAGCUCCGGCUCCAGCUCCCUCCCUGCCUUCCCUCCCUCACGGCCCGCCCUCACUCCCUCCCUCCCUCCCUCAGUCCGAGCCGGGGUGCGGACAGCAAUGCCCGGGAUGCAGCUGGACUUCGGGCCCCUGAAGGAGCCGAUCGGCUUCAUCAAGAUCCUCGAGUGGAUAUUUGCAAUUUUUGGAUUUGCAACAUGUGGUGGAUUCAGUGGCAAAACUGCACUGAAUGUGAAAUGCAAGGACUCCAAUGACAGCCAGUUAUUUACAGCGAACUUCCAAUAUCCAUUCAGGUUGAACACUGUUUCAAUCAUUCCCAAGGCAACCUGCAAUCAAACUACAGCAACCUACUUAAUGGGAGAUUUUUCAUCCUCUGCUGAGUUUUUUGUUGCAAUCGCAGUAUUGGCCUUUCUGUACUGUAUUGCUGCCCUUGUUCUCUAUAUCGGGUAUCUCCAUAUCUACCGGGAUGGCAACCGUGGACCGAUGAUUGACUUUGUUGUGACAGUUGUUUUUGCUUUCUUGUGGUUGGUCUCCUCUUCAGCUUGGGGGAAAGGCCUCACUGAUCUGAAAUACUCGACAAAUCCAGGAAACAUCAUAAAGUCCGUUCAGUUUUGCAAUGAACUGAAUAAAUGUACUCCCGGAGGGGUGUCUGGCAUGGGAAGCUUGAAUGUUUCUGUGGUGUUUGGUUUCCUCAAUGUGCUCCUGUGGUGUGGAAACGCAUGGUUUGUGUACAAGGAAACCAGCUGGCAUACUCCACCACAACCUCAGCAGGAUCCAGCAAAUGUGGCACCACCACCUCAAAACCCAUAAUGCUGCAGUUGGAAAUUUGUUGAGGCAUGUGUUUGCAAACUCACCAGAGCAUACAGUAGGUUUCAUAAUUACUCAACAUUGCAUUAGCUUGAUGGGAAAAUGCAUCUGUUGUAUUUGCUAUUUGUGCUGUUGUGUCAUAUGCCUUUUUGAUAGGUAGGGGUGAAGAGAAGAUGAAUGUGUGUAGUCCCAUUUAAAUUGGGGUUUACAAUGAAAGAAUGUGCAGACAUUGUCAAUGAUGAUGUCAAUGUUACACCACAUGUACAUAACACAGUGAAGCCCUUUCAAGAUCAAUCUAAUAUGCCAACUAUUUUCCUCCUUCGAUGGUGUUUGCUGCAGACUAUUUAUCAUGCAUGCUUAAAACCUCUAAUGAUCAGUAACCGACUAUUUGCCAAAUUUAAACUUCUCAUUGAGAUGGAAGAACAUUUAAAAGACAUGAUUUGCAUAUUAACAAGCCCUUGUGGAAUGUGCAAAGUACAGGAUUGCUCUUAAAUCUCUUUCGACUGGAAAAAAAAGUGUGCUACUUUUGGUUUUUAAGGUUGUCAUUCAAUGGUUAGUCUCUGAUUUGGUCUGUAUUGUAUUGAAUGAAGAUAGCUUGGUAUGUGAAAGACAUUGAUCUUUAAUGGGUUAUGCUGUGUUACACAACUCAAGCCAUUGCAAUAAGAAACAUUUUUACUACAUAACUGAAAAGUUAUCUUUUUUUUUGUUGCUUUUUCUACUUUCUUGUACAGAAAUUAUGGAAAGUGUUAAAGAAACUUUUUUUUUGGCCAAAUCUGCACUUGCUUUUUUGACAGGGGUGUUAAAUCAUUAGUUUCCUUGGUGCAGUACUUGAUGAUAAAUGGCACUUUCUCAAGUUUUGUGUAGUUUUGCUUUGGACUUGUCUGAUUUGGUUUUUCUGUUUAGUAAAGUGAAAAUCCUAAUUGUCAUCAUGACCCACUUUCAUUGUAAAUUACGUGCCUUAUAAAAUGAAGGUCAUUUGGUGAAGCUUGAAAAUAUUUAUCUAUCAUAAUCCUUGCUUGCUUUAUCUCAGUCUGGAAAUGUUUUGUUUUGCUGGUGCUGUUACUCAGUGGUUAAGGGCUGAUGACAUGAUGUGAUAAAGUACCAAAUGUAUUUGAGCUUUUUUAUAUAUAUGUUUGUACCCUGCCUCGUUUUUUUUGAUUUUGGGACUAUGCUUUUCUGUUAAUUCUCUGCUUCGUUAGAAGCUUAUGAAGGAGGCAGGAGGAAAAGAAGGAAAAAGAACUGAUUUGCUUCAUAGCCACUGUCAAAUUUACUCCUCUAAUAAAUCCAGAUUUUCACUGAACUCCAAGUGCCUUUUCAUCGUCAGACACUGGCUUGCAUUUUGAAAAUGGAAUUCUCAGAACAGUCCAUGUAUUUGAUUGGUGCUGCUGUAAGAAAUACCAUCAGCCUUAAAGCUGCAUCAAGUAUUUUGCCAAACUUGAUGAAUGCUUUGGCCUCAUGAGACGUCUGUUCUGAUUUAAAGGCCUCUGUUUAAGAAUUCAGGAAACAAAUAAAAUAUUUUCUGUUGACAAUAA
This is a messenger RNA of Chiloscyllium plagiosum (whitespotted bambooshark), 2354 nucleotides long. RefSeq names its product synaptophysin-like 2b (gene sypl2b). The record is from RefSeq and is a predicted model, not a curated record. NCBI's taxonomy places the organism in Eukaryota, Metazoa, Chordata, Chondrichthyes, Orectolobiformes, Hemiscylliidae. Gene Ontology annotation, cellular component: synaptic vesicle; synaptic vesicle membrane.